AUGGUCAAAAUAUGCUGCAUCGGUGCUGGAUAUGUUGGGGGGCCAACUUGUGCUGUCCUCGCAUUCAAAUGUCCAGACAUUCAAGUCACCAUUGUCGAUUUGAACCAACGUCGUAUUGAUGCAUGGAACUCAGACACUCUCCCCAUCUACGAACCCGGUCUCGAUGAUGUUGUAAAGGCUGCCAGAGGAAGAAAUCUCUUCUUCUCUACCGCCGUAGACAAGGCAAUCCAAGAAGCAGACAUGAUCUUUGUUUCGGUAAACACCCCUACAAAGAAACAAGGAAUGGGUGCUGGAAUGGCUGCUGAUCUAGAAUACGUCGAAGCAGCAACCCGUCGAAUCGCUCAAGUCGCAACAUCAUCCAAAAUCGUAAUCGAGAAAUCAACAGUCCCAUGUCGUACCGCCGAAUCAAUGCGUAAAAUCCUCGAAGCAAACUCCAAAGACGGCAUUCAUUUUGACAUCCUGUCAAACCCUGAAUUCUUGGCCGAAGGAACUGCCAUCGACGACUUGUUCAAGCCUGACCGUGUCUUGAUUGGUGCUUUACAAACUCCCGAAGGAAUCAAGGCUCAAAAGGCUUUGGCUGAUGUUUAUGCUCAUUGGGUACCCAGAGCUAACAUCGUUACUUUGAACUUGUGGAGUUCUGAAUUGACCAAGUUGGCUGCUAACGCUCUCCUUGCCCAACGUAUCUCGUCCAUCAACGCACUAUCAGCCAUCUGUGAAGCUACUGGUGCUGACGUAGACGAAGUCGCUUACGCUGUUGGAUUGGACUCUCGUAUUGGCCCCAAAUUCUUGAAGGCGUCUGUAGGAUUCGGUGGUUCUUGUUUCCAAAAGGAUAUUUUGAAUUUGGUUUACUUGAGUGAAAGCUUGCACUUGCCUGAAGUUGCGGCUUACUGGAAACAGGUCGUCAUCAUGAACGAAUACCAAAAGAACCGAUUCGCCAACAGAAUCGUUAAAGCUCUAUUCAACACCAUUACUCAUAAACGAGUAGCUGUCUUUGGAUUCGCGUUCAAAAAGAACACUGGUGAUACUCGUGAAUCUGCUGCCAUCACGUUGAUCAAGUUCUUUAUGCAAGAAUCUGCUACCGUCAACAUUCAUGAUCCCAAGGUUGAACCUGAGCAAAUCGAAAUGGACUUGACUGAACCAGGAGUUGGUACCACCGCAGAAUUCAAGAAAUUCGUAAACAUAUGCCCCACUGCAUAUGAGGCAGCGGCAAACACUGACGUCAUUGUAAUCCUGACUGAAUGGGACGAGUUCAAGAGUCUCGAUUACAAGAAGAUUUACGACUCUAUGCGUAAACCUGCUUUCCUCUUUGAUGGUCGGUUGAUUAUGGAUGCCAAGGCUCUUCGGUCUAUUGGGUAUGUAUAA
This is a messenger RNA of Synchytrium microbalum, 1362 nucleotides long. Its product is annotated as UDP-glucose 6-dehydrogenase. Gene Ontology annotation, cellular component: cytosol; nucleus. Gene Ontology annotation, biological process: glycosaminoglycan biosynthetic process. Gene Ontology annotation, molecular function: UDP-glucose 6-dehydrogenase activity; NAD binding. Bases 1 to 1362 code for a protein of 453 amino acids. The record is from RefSeq and is a predicted model, not a curated record. The transcript has 7 exons. NCBI's taxonomy places the organism in Eukaryota, Fungi, Chytridiomycota, Chytridiomycetes, Synchytriales, Synchytriaceae.